This is a messenger RNA of Yamadazyma tenuis ATCC 10573, 1518 nucleotides long. RefSeq lists its product as uncharacterized. Lineage: Eukaryota; Fungi; Ascomycota; Pichiomycetes; Serinales; Debaryomycetaceae. The record is from RefSeq and is a predicted model, not a curated record.
AUGUUUGAUUUAUCCAGUGACAUUAUUAUCCCCAAUUUUGAUAUGUUAGACAAUAAUAGUGGUGAUUACUAUUACAACUACAACGAAAUGGAGACCAAUUAUGAAAUGACCUUUGAUGACUAUGAUACUCCUGGUGGCCAGGUGAUGACGGCGUCAUCCAACUUGAUGACUUCCAACUACAACCAGCAGAUCCCCCAGUAUACCAAUGUGUCGGCCACCCCUAGCAUGGUGAGCACCACCAACAACUCAGUGGAUGGGUUCACAUUUAAUAAUUAUGCCAACCCUAACUUGAACCUGGAGAAUUUGAAUCUUAACAAUCAGUCCAAGCCUGAGCCGGCUCACUACGGGCUGCAAAACAAUUUGAACCACUUGAGUGUCAAUGUCAAUCUCUCGACCUUAAAUAAUGAGACUAAUUUUUCCACCCCCAAUUUGACUCCUCAAAUCCAAAGUCCCAACCAUAUGAUGUAUCCGGCAGCCUAUGACUUGGUGGGAAACUCGUACCACGAGUACGCCCCACAGAGCCAUCACCAGCCACCACUCUCGGCCCAGCUGUCGGUACCAUAUGACUUUCACCGGUUCCCAUCACCGUUGCACGCGGGCCCCGAGUCGCAGUUGACUCAGUACCAGCUCCAACAGCACCAGCACCAGCACAGCCCGGUGCCGGCACUGGCACUGGCCCCAUCCAGGACUACGGUUAUGCCCAUGGCCCACUCUCCUUCGUCCACCUCGUCUGCCACCGCCAAGGAGCGGAAAAACCCGGAAAACAAGAUCAUCACCUCCAAAAACAACGACUAUCGGGUGGUCAGAGGUAUUGCCGCCGGUGGGCUGCACGUACGGCCUCCCAAGAGUACCGGAGACUCGGACAGCACGUUUGUACCCAUUGAAUUGAACUUGAUGGGGGGAUCUGCCGAAGAAAUCUGUCACCCCGCUUGGUCAUCCCUGGAAAAGGAGGACCGCCGCCGGAUUGUGCGUAUCGAGCGGAUCCAAAAGGGCCCCAAAAUCAUUGCCAACUUCAGCAUCGUUGGCAGUGCCAAUGAAAACCCCACAGUUUUACCCCCACCCCCUAACUUUAAUGUGGAUGUGAUUGAAGUGAGUUGUUUGGAAUGUACCAAGAAGUUGAGAAAGGAAGAAGAGGAAGAGGAAGAUGAUCACGAUGACUUUGGAUCUGCCAAUGACACGGAGUUUGACUACUACAUCACGUCAGUGGAGGUGAUUGAAAUCGUGGAGCUUUUAAUCCGUACUAUGUCGUCAGUGCCCAGCGAGAGGAGAAAAGAGCGCGGGCGGGUCAGAAGUAAUUUGGUGCCAUUUUGGGCCAAGAAACCCAUUAGUUCUCGAAUCGACGGUAACGUCCAGCCUGAUUAUCGGGUAGAGUUGGCGAAAAGAAUCAUGGGAUAUGAGAUUAGAAAGCCACGGGGGUUUGACAAGGAGGUGCGGAUUUUGAGAUGGGACAAGUUGAUGCCGGCGUUGCGCAGGGCCUUGCAGUGUUAUUACUGCGAGAUUCCGCACAAGGCUGAUUAA